Sclerotinia trifoliorum is the source of this 3618-nucleotide messenger RNA. NCBI's taxonomy places the organism in Eukaryota, Fungi, Ascomycota, Leotiomycetes, Helotiales, Sclerotiniaceae. The record is from the annotation of a GenBank genome assembly.
UUUGAUGAAAAUGAGUGUUAAUACGAAUAGACAGAACGUGGACCCCGCCAGUUCAAACCAUAUAUUGUAUGUAUCGUAUGUAUCGUAUGCAAAUGAACUUAUAAGGUUACUUGUUCAGUUCAAAUAGUUAUAUACAAUAACGCCUAUAAAGCUAUAAUUCACAACAAUCCCAAAUUCCUCGCCUCUCCUUGACAUUACUCCCUGUUGUACACAAACAUCGAUACCUACCGCCAAUUGGCUAAAGUAUUUCAAUUCCCCUGCAGCCACACAAGUAGACAUUGUGGCUUCACGGAGGCUUCUUCUUCCUGUGGUGGGCAACCUACACGCUUCUCUAUUCAUCCGAUCGGUUUGCGCAAUGCCUCCAAAGCAGGCCACACUGGGGUAUGUUAAAGAUUCACAAACUACGUUGGGGUUCGUUCUUUCCUAGCAUGUAGGAAUGAUUUGGCUGAUGGUUUUAUGAUGAAAGCAAGUUCUUUGGCCAACCUAAGGGUGCGCCUGCGAAGCAAUCGAAGCUCUCUUUUUCUUCCAAGUCGAACUCAAGCAAGCCGCCGACAAGCUCCUCAUCCGCUUCAGAAGAGAAUCAAGAUGUGGAGAUGAAGGAUGGGGAGUCAGAUGUCGAUACCAAAGAUACAGUCAAAAAGGAGGAAGCAUCUGAUGCUAAGGGAAAAGUAAAGAAGGAAAAUGUAAAGCAAGAGAAAGGUAAGUCUAUGCAGGUAGCUAGAGCGCAUUGAGUCCAAAAAGCUAAGAAGAUCCGCAAACGCAGGUGUUAAGAGGUCGAGGUCGCCCAGUCCGAAACUCUCGGCCAAGACUAAAGCUAUAAAACUCGAUGAAGAAGUCAAGGAAGAAGAGGAUGAGGACGAGGAUGAAGAACCGGUUGUGAAGAAACCUCGAAGAGCUCGAAAUGCUCAGGUAAAAGAGAAGAAACCUUCACCAAAGACCACCGCCACAAAACCCAAGAUCAAAUCUGAACUAGAGUCAUCCCCAAAAGAAGACGCCUCGAAAAAUUUGUCACCACCGCCAAAGCGUGGUAGGAAGGCUAAAGUGGUAGAGGAAGGAGACGAAGACGAAAUUGAGGGAACCGCGCCAUCACCGAAACCUGCAAAACGUCGAGACUCAAAUGUAUCUAAAUCGGCUUCAGAAUCAGAAAUUGAGGAGGACUUGGAAUCCAGUGGAGACGAGAAACCGGAAGUAGCUGCCAAAGCUAGAGAGAAGAUCCAAACAACAUUAAAAUCCAAGGAUAAAGACCCAUAUCCGGAUUGGAAAGCAGGAGAGCCAGUACCAUAUGCUGCUCUUUGUACAACUUUCUCCUUGGUAGAGAUGACGACUAAAAGAUUGAUUAUUACGGCUCAUUGUUCCUUAUUCCUUCGUCAAGUACUUCGUCUCACCCCUGAUGAUCUUUUACCUACUGUUCUUUUGAUGAUCAACAAAUUGGCUGCAGAUUAUGCUGGAAUUGAGUUGGGUAUCGGUGAAUCAUUGAUCAUGAAGGCUAUCGGAGAAUCAACUGGACGAAAUUUGAGCGUUAUCAAGAACGACCAGAAGGAAAUCGGUGAUCUUGGACUUGUGGCAGUCAAGAGUAGAUCAAAUCAGCCGGUGAUGUUUAAGCCGAAGCCAUUAACAGUCAGAGGUGUUUUGAAGAGUCUGAUCGAUAUUGCUACAGUGCAAGGCAACGGCGCUCAGGGCCGGAAGGUUGAUGGCAUCAAGAAGUUACUUUCCGCGGCAGAUGCACAUUCUGCAGGUAAAGUUGACAUAACUAAGGAUAAAGGUGGGGCAAGCGAAGCAAAGUACAUUGUUCGUUUCCUCGAGGGAAAACUUCGUCUUGGAUUGGCGGAGAAGACUGUUCUCGUAUCUCUGGCUCAGGCGAUGGUAUGUCAUGAGGUUGAGACAAAAGGAUCUGGCAAGGUUCCAAGUACAGAACAAUUGGCUAAGGGAGAGUCAAUAUUGAAAGCUGUUCACAGGUACGUUUGGUUUUCUGAUAGAUGAUAUAGCUACUAACGAAAUUUAGCUCCCUUCCUAGUUACGAUGUGAUCAUUCCAGCAAUGUUAGAGCAUGGAAUCUUUAACCUGAAAGAUAACUGUAAGUUACAACCUGGUGUACCAUUGAAGCCUAUGUUAGCCAAGCCUACAAAAGCAAUCACGGAAGUUCUUGAUCGAUUUGAAAAUCAAACAUUCACUUGUGAAUACAAAUAUGAUGGAGAAAGAGCUCAAAUACAUUAUGUCGCUAAGGAUUCUCCUAAACAAUAUCUUGGUGCUACUCCAGCUGCAGCAAAACCUUCUGCAGGUGGUCUCGCUGCUAUAUUCUCGCGAAACUCUGAGGAUCUUUCCAAGAAGUAUCCGGAUAUUCUUGGCAAAUUAAACACAUGGGUGAAGGAAGAUACCAAGAGUUUUGUUCUUGAUUGCGAAACUGUUGCCUGGGAUAUGGUUGAAAAGAAAGUCUUACCUUUUCAACAGCUCAUGACACGAAAGAAGAAGGAUGUCAAGGUUGAAGAUGUUAAAGUCAAAGUCUGUGUAUUUGCUUUCGAUUUGCUUUUCUUGAAUGGUGAAGCAGUUGUUGAGAAAUCAUUAAGAGAGCGUCGUGCACUUCUCCAUGAGGCUUUCCAACCUGUUGAGGGCGAAUUUCAAUUCGCUACCAGUAUGAAUGGUCAAGAAAUUGAUGAGAUCCAGACAUUCUUAGACGAGAGUGUUAAAGCAUCAUGUGAGGGACUGAUGGUAAAGAUGUUGGAUGGUGCAGAGAGUGGUUAUGAGCCUAGUAAGCGAAGUAGGAAUUGGCUGAAGGUAUAAUUUUCCCUCAUUCAUAUUCUUUUUCCUUUCCCUUGGUACUAACAUUCUCCUCAGAUCAAAAAGGACUAUCUCUCUGGUAUCGGCGACUCCUUAGAUCUUGUGGUCCUAGGUGCCUAUUAUGGUAGAGGAAAACGUACCUCUGUCUAUGGAGCUUUCCUCCUCGCCUGUCAUAACCCACAAACCGACACUUACGAAACUAUCUGUAACAUUGGAACAGGGUUCAGCGAACAAGUUCUUGAAGAACUUCACGCUCAACUAUCUACUAUCGUCAUCGACCGCCCUAAACCCUUCUACUCCCAUUCAUCAGGAAAUCAACAUCAACCUGAUGUAUGGUUUGAGCCUAAAUAUGUAUGGGAAGUUAAGACAGCUGAUUUAACGUUAAGUCCAAGAUAUAAGGCAGGAUGUAAGGAAGUUGUCGACAAGGGUGGAGAGAAGGGUAUUUCAUUAAGAUUUCCAAGAUUCAUCAAAAUUCGAGAUGAUAAGAAACCCGACAUGGCGACGAGUAGUAGACAGGUGGCGGAAAUGUAUAGAAAUCAGGAGAGUGUUACAAAGAGUAAAGGACCGAGUGUUGAUGAUGAUUUUGAGUAUUAGCGCUGAAAUAGAAGAAGUGGGGGGUAAUUGGCUGGCUAUGUGCUAGUUAUAGAAUUUGCGAAUUGCGAACAGCCGCCGUUGAAAUAGGUGGUCACCAAUCGACGGGGCAUAGGCGCUAGGGAGAAUAUACUCGCAUUGUACGAUAUGAGAUGAGAUAAGAUGAGCUUUGCAAUAUAGCUUCCUAGAGUGAUAGAUACUUGCAAUAUUAUCAUGCUAGCUUUAUAAUAAUGCUAGUUAUAUAUCUAGCUAA